UAAAACCAUGAUAAAUGUAUAUACUCCUCAUUAGCCAAAUCAGAAUCAACCCACAUAACAUUAAACCCCUAAAUCACCCACCAGCCCCCUAACCACACCAAAAUACCCCAAUCCUUCUCUCAAAGCCCCAAAAUCUCCAUUCUACUCCCUCCCCAGUCAACAUCCCCAAAUUCCCUCUUCUCUCCCAAAUCCCUCCAGCCACCCCUUAACCUCAUUCGACUCUAUUCCUCAAAAUCCCACUUGUGCACUAUAAUCGGCUAAAUCCUGAAGAACCCCAAGCUGAAAGAUUCUGGAUUAGUCCUUAAACUCUAGUGAGAUAGAAGAUGAAGAAAACUGAGGGGUAUUUGGGCUAGAGGAGUUAUAGGAGAGAGGACAGAAUUUAAGUGAAGGCUAUUGGAGCAAGUAUAAGUAGUGGUAACGCUGUUUAUAUGGAUACUAUGGUCACGAAUCAGGCGGAUUCUUCCUAUUUUAUCAAUGGAGCACCAAAGGAUUGUCAGAUUUCUGCAAGCAACCAAGUUGUUGGAGUUUACUGUGCGGAGCAAAAGUAUUUGUUCUUUCAUAAAAAGGAUGAAUUCUUCAAUGGAGAUUUAUCCACUCAAAGUAAUUAUCCUAGCUCUUAG
Messenger RNA from Moneuplotes crassus, 620 nucleotides. The record is from the annotation of a GenBank genome assembly. Lineage: Eukaryota; Ciliophora; Spirotrichea; Euplotida; Euplotidae.